Microtus ochrogaster (prairie vole) is the source of this 963-nucleotide messenger RNA. RefSeq names its product olfactory receptor 6C75-like. Lineage: Eukaryota; Metazoa; Chordata; Mammalia; Rodentia; Cricetidae. The record is from RefSeq and is a predicted model, not a curated record. Gene Ontology annotation, cellular component: membrane. Gene Ontology annotation, molecular function: G protein-coupled receptor activity; olfactory receptor activity. Gene Ontology annotation, biological process: G protein-coupled receptor signaling pathway.
AUGGCAAGAAUAUCAGGAGCAAGGAUGGAGCCGAGGAAUGAGACCACGGUGGUGGAGUUUGUGCUGGAGGGGUUCCAUGUGGCUCAGCACCUGGGCAAGGUCCUCUUUGCAGUGCACCUGCUGGUCUAUCUGGCCUCAGUCGUAGGAAACACACUCAUAAUCGCCAUCACUUGGACUGACCCUCACCUGCAGACCCCUAUGUACUUCUUCCUCAGAAGUUUCUCCUUCUGUGAAGGCUGGUUCGUCUCCACCGUAAUCCCCAAACUGCUCUCCAUCUUUCUUUUUAGAGACAGAGCGAUUCAUUUCGCUUCUUGCAUCACGCAAGCCUUUUUCUUUUUGUUUCUUGGGUCAACAAUUUUCUUCCAUAUGGCUGUGAUGUCCUUGGAUCGCUACCUGGCCAUUUGCAAGCCUCUGCACUACCCAACCAUCAUGAACGCCAGGGUCUGUUUCCUUCUGGUUUUCUUCAGCUAUGUGCUUUCCUUCCUUCUGAUGACUGCUGUAAUCCUGAAGCUCUCCUGUUUGUCUUUCUGUGGCUCCAAUGUCAUCCCCCAUUUCUUCUGUGACCUUGGCUCCUUACUUCAUCUCUCCUGUUCAGACACUAAAUCUCUUGAAAGAAUGGCUUUUGGUGUCGCCUUGGUUGUCCUUUGCACAUCUAUCAUCACAUCUGUUUUUGCCUAUAUCAACAUACUCUUCUCGGUCAUGCACCUUCCAUCGGCCAGGGAGCGACAGAAAGCUUUCUCCACCUGCUCAUCCCACCUCAUCGUCCUCUCUCUCAUGUACGGCAGCUGCGUGUUUAUUUAUGUGAAACCGAGGCAAACAAGCCGGCUGGAAUCCAACAGGGCGGCUGCUCUCGUGAACACAGUGCUGACCCCGCUUCUGAACCCUGUCAUCUACACCCUGCGCAACAAGCAGGUCCACCAGGCUCUGAGGAAUGCACUGUCCAGGGUGAACUUACAGAAAUAG